Messenger RNA from Pygocentrus nattereri (red-bellied piranha), 2002 nucleotides. RefSeq names its product tubulin tyrosine ligase-like family, member 12 (gene ttll12). Lineage: Eukaryota; Metazoa; Chordata; Actinopteri; Characiformes; Serrasalmidae. Bases 38 to 1912 code for a protein of 624 amino acids. Gene Ontology annotation, biological process: protein modification process. The record is from RefSeq and is a predicted model, not a curated record. The transcript has 14 exons.
UACACGUGUGUUGUGGUCUGCAGUGUGGAGGCUGAGUAUGGAGAACGUUUCCAUAAACGGAGGAGAGGACGAGCUGUAUGAAGCCUUCCUGGCUCUGCACACUCCUGCUCUGAAGGCAGCCGGAAUCCCCCCACUGUACUGGAAGACCCUCUGCUAUAAACUCACCAAUGAGGUGUUUGAUGCGGGGGAAGUCUUUGGGAUCAUGCGAGUGGAAGAGGAUGAUGAAGAUGAGAAUGUACACAGCAGCUCGAACCCUGUGGCUGAAGUUUCCUGUAAAGUGAUAGUGACUCGGGAGAGCGGCCUACAGGCGUGCCAUCCGGCCAGCAUUUAUUUGGUGGACCAUGCAUGGACGUAUCGGCUGGAGAGUGCCAGGCAGCAGCUGAUGGAGAUUCCAGGGCUGUUGGGGCGCAUGGCCAGCCUAAUGGGCCUGUCUUAUCACGGCGAAGCUCCUGAUCCAGACGUUGUAGAGCUUGUGCUGGACAACAUGUGGAAGUUCAAUCAGACCUAUCAGCUGUCACAGGGGUCUGCGGAGGAGAAAGUGCCAGUCUGGUACAUAAUGGAUGAGUUUGGCUCUCAGGUGCAGCACUCCUCUCAGCCGUCAUGCUGUAUGGCUCCUUUUUUCUUUGCUCCUCAGCAGAUAGCAUAUUCUGUGCUCUGGCCCAUUCAGGACCUGGAGAAUGGAGAUGAAGUGACGAGGGAUUACGCCUACGGGGAGGCAGAUUCACUGGUGAGGAAGUGCAGACUGUUACCAUGGUUACCAGCUGACCUGGAAGGAGUAAGCGACGAGACACCAGAGCCCACUGACCUUUACUAUGAGACCAUUCUACAGGAGAACAAGGAAAAGCUCCCGGUGGAAAUCUCUGUCCACAGCGUGCCAGAGGGGACCGUUCUGAAGGUGUUCUCAGAGAUGAAACAGGUUUUGGACCAUUUGAAACAUCCACGCUUCCAGUUCACUGAAGACGAAGAUGAAGCCGACAUACUCUGGAAGUAUUCUCACAUUCGAGAUUAUCGGAAGCUGAGUGAGGAGCGACCUCGCGUCCUGCUGAACCAAUACCCAUGUGAGACGAUUCUGACCACAAAAGACUGCCUGGCAUCCGUGGCGCGGAGAACGGGGCAAGGAGAGGGACCACGGUGGCUCCCCAGAACCUUUAACCUCCAGACUGAGCUGCCCCAGUUUAUCAGACAUUACCAAAAGAGGCAGGAAAGAGGUGAGGACAACCACUGGAUCUGUAAGCCCUGGAACCUGGCCAGAGGGUUGGACACCCACAUCACAAACAGCCUCGACUACAUCAUCCGGCAAAGAGAGAGCACUCCAAAGGUGGUCUGUAAGUACCUUGAGGACCCCGUGUUGUUUGACAGGGAAGAAGUGGGUCUGGUGAAGUUCGACAUCCGCUACAUGGUGCUGCUGCGGUCUGCGCAGCCUCUGCGGCUCUACGCUUACAACGUCUUCUGGCUCCGCUUUGCCAACAGGCCUUUCUCGCUGGAUCGCUUUGAUGAUUACCAAAAGCACUACACUGUGAUGAACUACGCUGAAGGUGUCCAGCUGAAACAGGUUCACUAUGAUGAGUUUAUCCCCAUGUUUGAAAGGCAGUAUCCACAAUAUCCAUGGAAACAAGUGGAGGGGGAGAUCUUCAAGUCCUUCGCCGAGCUCUUUCAGACAGCUUCGUCCCGCCCUGCACCAUAUGGAAUCUGUCCAUACCCCUCCUCCAGAGCGAUAUAUGCCAUCGAUCUCAUGCUGAAAUGGGAACAGACGGGAGGAGAAGAGCGUGUGAUGCAGCCUCAAAUUCUGGAGGUGAACUUCAGUCCAGACUGCCACCGAGCCUGCCUCUACCACCCCAGCUUUUACGACCACAUGUUCCAGACGCUGUUCCUGGAUCAGGCGGACGAGUGUCCGGUCACCCAAAUCGUAUGAUUGCCCUGUAUUUUAAGAUAAGCCAGGCUGUAAAGGCUUUGCCUUCAAGGGAAAUAAAGGUGGUAUGGAUGGCACAAUGACCCAAACUGA